Molecule: messenger RNA, 5247 nt
Organism: Carassius gibelio (silver crucian carp)
Lineage: Eukaryota; Metazoa; Chordata; Actinopteri; Cypriniformes; Cyprinidae
Gene: spag9b
Product: sperm associated antigen 9b
Exons: 30
Coding region: 310-4200 (1296 amino acids)
Biological process (GO): vesicle-mediated transport
Cellular component (GO): cytoplasm
Molecular function (GO): MAP kinase scaffold activity; signaling receptor complex adaptor activity; JUN kinase binding
Source: RefSeq, a predicted model, not a curated record
UUCUGGGGCGUGACGUCAUCAUGUGACGGUCAGUCUUUACUGUCGGGACUGUACUUAACCUCCGCUGUUUAGUGCAGAUUAACCCGGUCGAAUAACUGUCCUCGAGGACCGGGACCGGUUAGCUCGGCGACGGAGCAGGUUUUCUCUCCUCCUUUAGGUUGGAGUGGUUUCAAAAAAGUUAUUCGUAGAUGUAGUUCAGGAGCAGCAGACGUCGCGAAGUAAACAGAGAUCUGGACAGUUAGCGAGCGAGCAGCUAGCGAGAGGAGAGCGUCCUGAGGUAACGGUAAGACUUCGGAUAAACCCGCAAAAAUGGAGUUAGAGGACGGUGUCCUUUACCAGGAGGACCCAGGCUCCUCGGCGAUGAUGUCCGAGCGGGUGUCCGGCUUGGCGAGCUCCAUCUACCGCGAGUUCGAGCGGAUGAUCGGUAAAUACGACGAAGACGUGGUGAAGGAGCUCAUGCCGCUCGUCGUGGCGGUUCUGGAGAACUUGGACUCGGUGUUCGCGGAGAACCAGGAGCAUGAAGUGGAGCUGGAGCUGCUAAAGGAGGACAACGAGCAACUUAUCACCCAGUACGAGCGGGAGAAAGCGCUGAGGAAGAGCGCCGAGGAGAGAUAUAUUGAGUAUGAGGAUUCUCAAGAGCAGGAAAAGAAAGAUCUUCAGAGCCGUGUGCAGACGCUGGAGGCUCAAACCAGACAGAUGGAGCUCAAGACCAAGAACUGUGCAGACCAGAUCGGAAGAUUAGAGGAGCGUGAAGCCGAGCUGAAGAAAGAAUACAAUGCCCUGCAUCAGAGACACACCGAGAUGAUCCACAGUUACAUGGAGCACUUGGAACGUACCAAAUACCAGCAGAUGACGGGGGAGACCACAGACACUGCGACUCAGGGCAGACUUAGGAAGGAGCGUCCUGUCUCUAUGGGUAUCUUUUCAUUGCCGGGAAGUGAUGUGAAGACUCCUGAUCUGCACCGGGAAGCUGUGGAGGCUCCAGGAACGGACACAUGGAGAUAUAACAAUCUCAGCCACCCACGCUCCAACACCAGCCUUAAGCUGGAGGCGAAUGAAUCCCUCAGGAGAGGGGAUGGUAAGAGUUCACAGGAGAAUUUGGAAACCCAGUGGAGCGACUCCAGUAAGGAUGAACUUUCUGAUGCCGGAAGAGGAGAGUCCAAAUCCAUCACGCCAACGUCUGCAGCGACACCAGACGUAUCGAUGGACAUGCCACGGACCGAGGAGACCGAGGGAUUGGACAGGAACCUGGAGUCGAAACCAGACAGCAGAGCCGAUCAAAGUGAGAAUGCGGAGCGAUCGGAGGUCCAGGCGAUCAUUGAGUCCACUCCAGAGCUGGACAUGGAUCUGAGUGGAUGCCAAGGCUCCAGCACUCCCACUAAAGGCUUCGAGAACAUGGCCUUUGACCGUAACACUGACUCUCUCUUCGAGGAGCUCUCGUCCGCAGGAACCGAUCUCAUAGGAGACGUGGAUGAAGGCGCUGAUCUGCUGGGAAUGGGUCGUGAAGUCGAACACCUGAUCCAUGAGAACACACAGCUACUGGAGACAAAGAACGCUCUGAAUGUGGUGAAGAACGAUCUGAUCGGUCGUGUGGAUGAGCUGGUGUGUGAAAAAGAUGUUCUUCAGGGGGAGCUGGAGGUCCUGAGACAGUCCAAAGACAAACUGGAGGAGAAGAACAGAGAGCUGGAGGAGGAGCUCAAAAAAGUCCGAGCUGAGCUGGAGGAAGCCAAAGUGAAGACGAAAGAGGACGACGAUAGCGACGUGCCGACAGCCCAGAGGAAGCGCUUCACACGGGUGGAGAUGGCCCGGGUCCUGAUGGAGAGAAACCAGUAUAAAGAGAGACUGAUGGAGCUGCAGGAGGCCGUCAGGUGGACGGAGAUGAUCCGAGCAUCGAGAGAGAAUCCGGCUUUGUCCGAGAAGAAAAAGUCCAGUAUCUGGCAGUUUUUCAGCAGGCUCUUCAGCUCUUCAUCCAGCACCACAGCGAAGAAACCCGAUGCGCCGGUUAACAUGAAAUACAACGCACCCACCUCACACGUCGUCCCUUCGGUGAAGAAGAGGAGCAGCACCCUCGCUCAGCUUCCUGGUGACAAAUCCAAAGCCUUUGACUUCCUCAAUGAGGAGGUUGAGGUGGAGAGCGUAGUGUCUCGUAGAGAGCAGAAGAGAGCUCAGUACAGACAGGUGAAGGCUCACGUACAGAAAGAGGACGGCCGGAUGCAGGCGUACGGAUGGAGUUUACCUCCAAAAUACAAGGUUGCAAAUGGUGGACAAGGAGACAAAAACCUGCCAGUGCCCGUCUACCUCCAACCGUUAGAUGAGAAAGAUGCUUCCAUGAAGCUGUGGUGCGCUGCAGGAGUCAAUCUCUCAGGUGGAAAAACACGAGACGGAGGCUCCAUCGUGGGAGCGAGUGUGUUUUAUAAAGAUGUGUCUGGAGGAGCGAGUGGUCCCAUCAUACCCAAGAAGAAGAGAGGAUCACAGAGCAGCCUGGAGCGACUGGAGCAGGAGCUCAAGGAGCAGGAGAAGGAGCUGCGGCAUCACGAUGAGCUCUCCAGCCUGGUGUGGAUCUGCACCACUACACACUCCACCUCUAAAGUCAUAGUCAUCGACGCCAACCAGCCCGGAAACAUCCUGGAGAACUUCUUUGUCUGCAACUCUCACGUGCUGUGCAUCACCAGCGUACCUGGCGCUCGUGAGACGGAUUAUCCUGCAGGAGAGGAGCUGAGCGCAGACGGUGAGGCUUCUAAGGUCAGCUGUACGGCUUCAAACAGCUCCACAGGUUUUGAUGGAGGUCUGGAAGGCAUCACUGUCAUGGGCUGCUCUGCAGAAGGAUCUGUGGCGAUCCCUCAAACCGUCUGCACCAACACCAUAGAGUCCUCAGACACUGAUGAGGUUUUGGCGCAGCGGCAACAGGACGGGGAAACGACAGCAGAAGAAGCUUUGGAGGCCACAGAGAGUAACAGUAACACGCCUGCAGACGAGAGCCAGCCCGGGAUCUACACCGAACAUGUGUUCACCGACCCGCUCGGCGUGCAGAACAGCAGAGACACACCAUCCAGCUACACACAGAGGGAGUGUGAUCUGGUGAAGGACGGCGUCAGCUCGAUGCCCGAGGAGCAGGAUCUCAUGAGAGAGGAAGCCAGUAAGAUGAGCAGCGUUCUGUCUACAAUGUGGCUCGGGGCUCAGAACGGCUGUGUAUACGUGCACUCCUCUGUGGCACAGUGGAGGAAGUGUCUUCACUCCAUCAAGUUAAAGGAUUCUGUCCUGGGGAUUGUUCAUGUGAAAGGACGUGUUCUGGUAGCUUUGGCUGAUGGCACGCUUGCAAUCUUCCACAGAGGUGUCGACGGCCAGUGGGAUUUGACCAACUACCACCUGUUGGAUCUGGGCCGUCCGCAUCACUCCAUCCGCUGCAUGACUGUAGUGCAUGACAAGGUCUGGUGUGGAUACAGGAACAAGAUCUAUGUGGUGCAACCCAAAGCCAUGAAGAUCGAGAAAUCCUUCGACGCUCAUCCUCGUAAGGAGAGUCAGGUGAGGCAGCUGGCUUGGGACGGGGAUGGCAUCUGGGUGUCCAUUCGUCUGGACUCCACCCUCAGACUCUUCCACGCACACACAUACCAGCACCUGCAGGAUGUAGACAUCGAGCCGUACGUCAGCAAGAUGCUGGGCACCGGUAAGCUGGGCUUCUCUUUCGUGAGGAUCACCGCUCUGAUGGUCUCCUGCAGCCGUCUGUGGGUGGGAACCGGAAACGGUGUGAUCAUCUCCAUCCCUCUGUCAGAGAAAAGUAAAGAUGCAGCGACGGCGGGGUCAAAUCAUCCAGGCGGUGCGAUCCGUGUGUACGGUGAUGAGAGCGGAGAUAAAGUCACGACUGGCACAUUUGUGCCCUUCUGCUCCAUGGCUCACGCCCAGCUGUGCUUCCACGGACACAGAGACGCCGUCAAGUUCUUCACCGCUGUCCCAGGGCAGGUGAUUCCAUCAGCGGGGUCAGGGCUCGAGGCGGCCGCUGACAAGUCCUCCGACCCGUCCUCGCCGGAGCUGGGGAAGUCUGUACUGAUCGUGAGCGGAGGAGAGGGUUACAUCGACUUCAGGAUGGGAGAUGAAGGAGGAGACACAGAAAACAUGGAGCCCACUCUGAACCUGCAGCCCUUCCUGGCCAAAGCCGAGCGCAGUCACCUGAUCGUGUGGCAGGUCAUGACCGGCGAGGAGUGACGCGCUCUCUCUACACCUCUUCUUCACCCCUUCUGCUUUAUUUAAGACCUUUCUUAUAGAAAUAAUCACGAUUAUCGACGAAGAAUGAAGUAUUCAUACUGUUUGUGCUUUCACUAAGUUUUCCCGAAGACCUUCGCGCGUGCCGUCUUUGGAAAUACAGCGGUUCCUUCACGCAGUGAUUUUGGGACAGAUGCACGAUGCAGCGAUCUAGAAGAGCAUUUAGGUUUGUUUUCGCUGAAGAAGUGCUUUCUCAAUCCUUAAAUCAUCCAGAAACUCUUGAGCGCAAAUGCAAUAUUUUCAUAUGAAUGUCGCACGGUUACCAAAGGAUAGAGAAAUUGAUUUAAUAGCCUCUUUGAUGAAAACUGUUUUAUCACUCCCCCCGUCAACGUUUUGCUAAUCCGCCGUCUUUUUUAACACUAGAGCGGUUUUCACUGAAAGUAGUGCGUAGAUAAAUGUGCAGAGACGAAUGCUUAUUUUUAUGAGACUUUUGUACAGGUCUUUUAGACUGCAGGCGUGUUGUGCUUGCGUUCGUGCUGAGCUGCUUCGUCUGCAGGACGGCGGAAACAACUUCCUGUCGCAAACUAGCCACUGCAGUAUUUAUUCCUAUGAACGAGCCUUUGCAGUUCAGAAUGUAACUUUGUACAUUGAAUAUAAAUAUAUUCGAAAUCAGAUAUGUAUAUGAAAUGUAGACUGCCUGGAUUUGAGUUUUUUUUUUUUUGAUGAUGUAAAUCAGGUUGAUUGAUUUGAUUGGUUGAUUGUGGGCAGAUCAAUCUUAAUAACAGACUACAGAAAUGUACUUUCACUGAGCUAUGCACUAUUUUUAAAGAACAGCGGGGGGUGUGUGUGUGUGUUGUGUUUAGAUGAGUGUGUUAUGCCAGCAUUUUGUGGACAGGAGGAGUUCACAGUCCCAUAAUCCUCCAUGUUUAGGCACUUCCUGUCUGUAAGAAUGGAGCGGACAUCAGCGCCCCUUCAAUAUUUUCAUCUCCUCUAAGCUCAUCUUUAGCCUUAUACUUUUUAUUAAUCUAUUAAACUGACAUUUUUGGGGAA